UGUCACUUCUUCAUGCCGGAGGAGCAGUAUCCCAAGGGCUUCGCCUUCGACUGCGACGACGUGAACUUCACCACCGAGAACCUCUGCUUCGUGGGGCUCAUGUCCAUGAUCGACCCGCCCCGGGCCGCCGUGCCCGACGCCGUGGGCAAGUGCCGCAGCGCUGGCAUCAAGGUGAUCAUGGUGACCGGCGACCACCCCAUCACCGCCAAGGCCAUCGCCAAGGGCGUGGGCAUCAUCUCCGAGGGCAACGAGACCGUGGAGGACAUCGCCGCCCGCCUCAACAUCCCCGUCAGCCAGGUCAACCCCAGGGACGCCAAGGCCUGCGUGAUCCAUGGCACUGACCUGAAGGACAUGAGCACGGAGCAGAUCGACGAGAUCCUGCAGAACCACACGGAGAUCGUCUUCGCUCGCACCUCGCCCCAGCAGAAACUCAUCAUUGUGGAGGGCUGCCAGAGACAGGGCGCCAUCGUGGCGGUGACGGGCGACGGCGUGAACGACUCCCCGGCCCUGAAGAAGGCCGACAUCGGGGUGGCCAUGGGCAUCGCCGGCUCCGACGUCUCCAAGCAGGCGGCCGACAUGAUCCUGCUGGACGACAACUUCGCCUCCAUUGUCACCGGCGUCGAGGAGGGGCGCCUGAUCUUCGACAACCUGAAGAAAUCCAUCGCCUACACGCUGACCAGCAACAUCCCCGAGAUCACCCCCUUCCUGCUCUUCAUCAUGGCCAACAUCCCGCUGCCCCUGGGCACCAUCACCAUCCUCUGCAUCGACCUGGGCACCGACAUGGUCCCCGCCAUCUCCCUGGCCUACGAAGCCGCCGAGAGCGACAUCAUGAAGCGCCAGCCUCGAAACCCCCGCACGGACAAGCUGGUGAACGAGCGGCUGAUCAGCAUGGCCUACGGGCAGAUCGGGAUGAUCCAGGCGUUGGGUGGGUUUUUUGCCUACUUCGUGAUCCUGGCCGAGAACGGGUUCCUGCCCUCGGGGCUGGUCGGGAUCCGGCUGAACUGGGACGACCGGACUGUGAACGACCUGGAAGACAGUUACGGGCAGCAGUGGACGUACGAGCAGCGCAAGGUGGUGGAGUUCACCUGCCACACGUCCUUCUUCGUCAGCAUCGUGGUGGUGCAAUGGGCUGAUCUGAUCAUCUGCAAAACCCGGAGAAACUCAGUGUUCCAGCAGGGCAUGAAGAACAAGAUCCUGAUUUUCGGGCUCUUUGAGGAGACAGCGCUGGCCGCCUUCCUGUCCUACUGCCCUGGCAUGGAUGUGGCGCUGCGGAUGUACCCCCUGAAGCCCAGCUGGUGGUUCUGUGCCUUCCCGUACAGCUUCCUCAUCUUCGUGUACGACGAGAUCCGGAAACUCAUCCUGCGCCGGAACCCCGGAGGCUGGGUCGAGAAAGAAACCUACUACUGAGCCCCCCGCUCCGCUGCCAGCCGCCCCCCGCCGCGCUGGAGACCACGAGGCUGGUGGGACGUUGGCUCGGAGGAAAGUGACUCGUCCCCCGACCCGCGUGGCUGAGACUGUGAAACUGUCCCUGCCCCCCCGUCCUCGCCUGGGGGGGUUAUUUAUUGUGUCACCAACAUCCCGCCACUGCUGGGACCGAACCCAGGAUCCCCAGAGCUAAGGGGGGGCUGGGAGCAGUCGGGGGGGCUCUUGUCCAGUGUGGGGGGGACAGUCACAGGAGAUAGAGACCCCCCCGGUCACACAGGGUCCCUGUCCUCCCCCCCCAAGUGUCUGGUUCUUCCCCUCAGCACACAGAUCCCCCAACGUCCUCCCCCUUCUCCAUUCCCAGUGGGGCCCUCAGCCCCAGACUGGGGGGGGCAUACUCGGGGGGGGUCAGCAGAGCACCAGGGAGGGGUUGUGGAAUAGAACCCAGGAGUCCUAACCCCCCCCCCAUGCCUUUACCAAGCCAAUAGUUCCCCCCCUGCCCCCCCCAGCGCCCUGUCCGAGGGGUUGGGGGAUCCUGCUGCUGCCCCUUGACCCCAGAUUCCAAGUGAUGGACCAAGGGAAACCAGGGCCUCAGCCAUGGGCCUGGUGUGUGGGGGGGGGUCCCUAUGGCCGGGGGGGUUUGUCCCUCCCACCCACCCCCAGUGUCCAUGGGGAGGGGUGUUCUGCUCGCUCCCCCUCCCCCGCCCUGUGUGUGCUGGGGGGGCCUUACCCCCCCAUUUGGGGAUCGUGUCGUCAUGUGACAAAAACAAGCUCAAUUUAACAAAUAAAAACGAAACCAGCCCUGGCCAA
Molecule: messenger RNA, 2232 nt
Organism: Mauremys mutica (yellowpond turtle)
Lineage: Eukaryota; Metazoa; Chordata; Testudines; Geoemydidae
Product: sodium/potassium-transporting ATPase subunit alpha-3
Exons: 11
Coding region: 13-1407 (464 amino acids)
Biological process (GO): proton transmembrane transport; sodium ion export across plasma membrane; intracellular sodium ion homeostasis
Cellular component (GO): membrane
Molecular function (GO): ATP binding; P-type sodium:potassium-exchanging transporter activity; ATP hydrolysis activity
Source: RefSeq, a predicted model, not a curated record